Molecule: messenger RNA, 729 nt
Organism: Ustilago hordei
Lineage: Eukaryota; Fungi; Basidiomycota; Ustilaginomycetes; Ustilaginales; Ustilaginaceae
Exons: 1
Coding region: 1-729 (242 amino acids)
Molecular function (GO): protein binding
Source: RefSeq, a predicted model, not a curated record
AUGCCCGUACCAACGAGUCUCGACAGGGCUCCAGCCAGCACAUCAGCUGCAAAGAACAUCUGGACCGCUGCAGGAGAAGGCGAUCUUGAGCGUGUCAAGGAAUGCGUUGACCGCGAAGGUGUCUCGCCAACGGCAGCGGAUGAGUUCACAUACACACCGCUACACGCCGCCGCGUCAUAUGGGCAUCUCAAUAUUCUCCGCUACCUUCUCAGUCACUCAUCAGCACCCUCUAAUGCUGUGAACACGACCGAUUCGGACCUCGACACCCCCCUCUUUGUCUGCGAAACCGUCGAAACAGCUCGCUGUCUAAUCGAAGAGUUUCAAGCCGAUGUCAAGCACAAGAACUCCGAAGGUCUCACAGCGGCACAACAAGCACUCGAAAACGAGCACGAAGAUCUGGCGCGGUACAUCGCCUCCGUCACCGGCGAGUCGCUCGAUCAGCAGGAUGAAGAGAACAACGAUGAGGAGGUGGACGAAGACGAGAACGGCGUUCAACGAUCACAAUCAACAGAGUUGACUGCGGAAGAGCAAGUGGCAGAAGACGAGAGGCUCGAUGCACAGACAGAUCAGCUCAUGGCAAGAGUUGGCGAGAUCAUGACUCGUGCAGAGCGCGAGGGUUUCGAUCCAGAGGACGAGCUGCGUACGCUAGUCAGCGAGUCGGUUCUCCGUCAAAUUGUCGAAGGAAUGAAUCAACAACCCAGCUUGACGAAUCCCGCUGACUCGACUUAA